Molecule: messenger RNA, 483 nt
Organism: Dioscorea cayenensis subsp. rotundata (Guinea yam)
Lineage: Eukaryota; Viridiplantae; Streptophyta; Magnoliopsida; Dioscoreales; Dioscoreaceae
Exons: 1
Coding region: 1-483 (160 amino acids)
Source: RefSeq, a predicted model, not a curated record
AUGAAGGAGCUUGGAGAAUUGAAGCAUUUCCUAGGGCUCGAAGUUGAGAAGACAAAGGAAGGUAUGUUCCUAUGUCAACAAAAAUAUGCAAAGGAUCUAUUAGAAACAUAUGGGAUGCUGGAGUGCAAGCCACUAUCUACACCAAUGGAGGCAAACAUUAAGCUUCGUGCAGGAGAGGGGAAAGACUUAGAAGAUCCAAGGAUGUAUCGACAAUUGGUAGGUAGUCUUAUCUAUCUAACUCUUACUCACCCUGACUUGGCAUAUGCAGUUGGAGUAACAAGCCGUUAUAUGCAAAAUCCCAAGAAGCCACACUUGGAAGCAGUAUGGCGGAUACUUCGAUAUUUAAAAGGAAUUGUGGAUUAUGGUAUUUUAUACCAUAAAGGUGAAGGAUGCCAAGUAACUGGAUACUGCGACGCUGAUUACGCCGGAGAUUGUGAUACGAGGCGAUCAACUACAGGUUACAUCUUCAGUUUAGGAUCAUGA